Molecule: messenger RNA, 471 nt
Organism: Histoplasma mississippiense
Lineage: Eukaryota; Fungi; Ascomycota; Eurotiomycetes; Onygenales; Ajellomycetaceae
Exons: 2
Coding region: 1-471 (156 amino acids)
Source: RefSeq, a predicted model, not a curated record
AUGUUCUGUCUCAGAAGUUGGCUGCCUCUCCUUUUCAUCCCCACGAACGCCAGCCCCUUAUUCAUCCUCUCCUUCAUAACCCUCACAUACCUCCUCCACCGACCAUGCAUCUACUGCUCUGCUCUCCUUCUGGUUCUCUUCCUCUCCUCAUGCCACUGGUCAGAUCGCUGUUUCUUCGAUUUCAGAGGUGACUGGUUUGCCCCUCGCUUCUCCACUCCAACCUCCUCCAAACCAGAACAUUCCGCAUCCGGAUUGACCGAAUAUGUCCUGGAGACCGUGAACACCACGGCCACAGCGUUGGCUGGCGCUGCAGUCGAUGAGAUGAAGAAACAUUUCGCUCCUAAUAAUGGGACCGGGGCGGAGGGCGAUUCGCGUUUGGAAUGGACGGGUAUCGGUCUGGAAUGGCUGCGGAACCUCCUUGGACGGAGGGAGUGGACGUUGCCGUGCGUCGAUGUGAAGGUCAGGCUUUGA